Messenger RNA from Oryzias melastigma (Indian medaka), 3141 nucleotides. RefSeq lists its product as uncharacterized. Gene Ontology annotation, cellular component: membrane; cytoplasm. Lineage: Eukaryota; Metazoa; Chordata; Actinopteri; Beloniformes; Adrianichthyidae. The record is from RefSeq and is a predicted model, not a curated record. The transcript has 11 exons. Gene Ontology annotation, biological process: regulation of translational fidelity. Gene Ontology annotation, molecular function: double-stranded RNA binding; nucleotidyltransferase activity; tRNA binding. Bases 150 to 2765 code for a protein of 871 amino acids.
UUCCAGUUUACCGAUUGAGUGGUAGAGUGGGAAUUUCAGCAACUCCUCCUACAUAAAAAAAGACCUUAUUUAUGACAAACUUUCCCCCCUGUGCCACACAUCUCAACUGAUUUUCUGAGCAGCUCCAUCAGGCAGACAGAAAAUACAUCAUGGCAACAUCCGAUGGUUUUCCUGCCAGUUUCUAUGGAGAACCAGGAGUGUUAGGAAUGCUUUCCAACGGGAUCAGCGCCUUCCUGGUUCUCCUGCAGAACUUCAACACAGCUCACACCACCUAUGCACCAGAGGGGGUGGAGAACAUUCUUGCUGGAGUUCAUCUCAUCCUGAUUGGGGGCAUUUGUCAGUUGGUUGCUGGAAUGCUUUCUUUUCGCAAAUACGACCACUUGAGCGGCACUGCUUUUAUUGGCUAUGCUGCUUUAUGGUGCAGUUAUGGUGCCACUAGAAUCUACUAUGGCUCCACAUCUCCAAACGGAAGUUAUAAUUUGACGACCACAAAUAUGACGAGCGCAGGGUUAGUCUUAGAUAAAUCUGCAAUCGCCGGACUGGUUCCUUACAUCCUCCUUUCUUUUCUCCUGGCGUUUUGUUCUGCGACUGUUAACUACAUCAUGCCUUUUGUCUUUGGCGCCAUCACGGGCACUUUAGUCUUCGAAGCAGCAGCCCUGGUAACGGGCUCCUGGGCUCUCAUCGUCUCCGGCGUUUUGGAGUUGAUCAUUCUGAUCUUUGCCAUCUACGGCUCAGCUGCUCUGCUUGUUAAAGGUCUAACUCAGCGUCACGUCCUCAAAGGGUUUGGCACCCCUCUCUUUAAUGUUCUCCUGCUAGGAACCGCCAACUCAGCAAGUGCACAGAGUAUUGGCCAAGAGAAGAAGAAGAACACAAAAUACGCCGAGCCCAUGGCUCUGGGUUUCUUCUGUGACUCCGUUUCUCCGUUCAUCUUUGCUUUCUACAGUUUUGGAUACAUGAAAUCCUUCAUUUUGAGUGUCGCUUGGGUAUCAAUCAUCUCAGUUGCUCAGCUGUUCUCCAGUUACUACGCCCAUUUACGCCAGGAUUGCUACCAUGCAACCAAGUUUGGGUUUCAUGCUGCUUUCUGGCUGAUCAAGGCCUGGGAGGAGUUUGUGAUAUCUAGUCUGAUUGUGGACAAUGACGCCGUUGCUUCUGGAAGGGAAGCCAUGGUGGGAGAUUGGUUCUUUGUGGUGGCAGGCUUAGGUCUUUGCAUGGGCAGCCUGAAUAUGGACGUCUUGGAGCUGAUCCACAACAUGUUCUUCGUCCUACUCACGGUUGCAGCAGUUCCCCAGAUUCCUCUGCAGGGUUACUACAUCUUCUUUGGUGUAGCCUGCUCCCUUUUCACUGCCGCCUCCAUCUAUGGCACGUUCUCUCGUCUCAUCAACACCAUUGCAGAGAAGUCGCUCAUCCCGGUAGGACCACAACCAAUCUCUACUGAGCAACUACGAAAGGGUUUAGGGUGUAGAAGGUCCGUGCGGGGAGAGCAGACGGUUCUACCCUUCAACGACCAAACUACUGAUGCUCUGUUCUACAUUUCCAAUGGGGUUGCCUCACUGUCGGCGCUUCAUUCAAGAUUGUCAAGCAGAAACCCCACUCUCCUUCAUCUCACUGUCCCCUGGGUCCUCAUCUCUGGGGCGAUCAUCCAAGCUUAUGUCAGCAGACUCCAGGUCACGGGAGGUGGCCGGUUCGGGUCGGUCAUCUCGUCCAUCUAUGUGGCUUUGUGGGCAACGUGGACCUGGUUUAGGUUUUCAGGUGUCCUGGUUCUAGAUUCACAGUCUCCAGAAGCAGCAUACGGUUUCACGGCAGGAGCCAUUGCUUUCCUCGUCAUUAAUGCUUUCCUAAUGUGGAUCGCUGCUCACAGAAACCUGGUCUUGCUUUUUCUAACAAUAAUAAUGGAGGUCGUUUUGGUCUGUUUUCUGCUCUCCACUCUGCAACGACUGCCAUAUGAACUUGAAAUGGCCAUGCUUGCACUGGUGUCAAUCGUUUGUGCCUACGGAGCUAUGGCUUCACUGAUGAACUGCAUCUUCUCCCAAUGCCUAAUACCAAUGGGCUCUCCACUUGUUAAGGAAAAGACGAAGCAGGAAACAUUCGUAGAGCCUCCCUGUCCAGUAGCUAAGUCGCGCCUCACCAGCGGCCUGUUAAAGAUUGCUGGUUUUCUGGAGGAGGGGGGAGUGUGUGGCAUUCCCACAGACACUGUCUACGCUUUGGCUGCUUCCUGUAAAAACCCUCAGGCGAUAGAGAAAAUCUACAACAUUAAAGACCGACCUGCAGAGAAACCCAUCUGCAUUUGUAUUUCUAGUGUGGAGCAGCUGGUAGCAGCCAAGCCUCCGUUCAGUCCUUUGUUGUGGGAAUUCAUGAGGAACGUGUACCCUGGGGGCAUCAGCUGCAUUGUUAGCAAAGGAGACUGGCUGCUUAAAUUAGGAGUGGGUCUGGCUUAUGACCGGGUUGGCACUAGGGACAGCAUCAUGAUCCGUGUCCCAGACCACACGGUGACCUGCCACUUGUGUGACAUCACCGGACCCCUCGCCAUCACCUCCGCCAAUCCUAGCGGAGAGCCAGACAGCACCCACCAUUCCAUGGUCAUCGAUCGACUCGGUCACAAGAUCCAGGGAGUUCUGUGUGAUGGGAACUCCAAUGAAGUUGUGGCCUCCACUGUGGUCAACUGCCUAAGAAUUAACGAAGGUACCAUCACUAUUGUGAGAGAGGGAUGUGUUCCUGCUGUCAAAGUCCACCAGAUCUUCGAAAGAGUUAAAAGCUCCAUGGCGUGAGGAGCUCUUCCUCUCAUUCAACAGAAUGACUGAAAAGUCAAGCUAUUUAUGUUAAAAAAUGUCAUUUUUAACACUUUUAACAAGCAGAUCAUAGAGAAAAAAAACAAAGAUUAUCUGUUUGUUAUUGAUUCCACUGUGUAAAUAUAUAUUUAUGCACCUAACUUAUAAGUGAGGGCACUUUCUGGGUAAAAAGUUGAAAUGGAACGGGAUUGUCUUCCUCUCAUCCAUGUAUUUGGGCUCACUUGGCUUUUUGUAUAUAAUAAAUGUGCUGUGUAAAUAAAAUAUAUAUAUAUUUAAAUGACUUGGUUUUGUGCUUGUGGACUUAGAACUAAAGUUUUCCAAGGUAUAAUAAAAGGCAUCAAAUAAUUUCCCAACA